CCUAGUAUUUCGCCUACUUUGGACUACGCCGCCUUGUUAGACCUGGCAACACUGAUUUAUUCUUGCCCGGGCGUGCUUCUGUAGUUUGGUUGGUUGUUUAUUCUAUGGUAUGGUUGCAUGUGGUCGUAGCACAGAACAAGAUAUCGAGUACACGAGCUUUCAGAUUUUGCUUAGGUGGUGCCCUAGGGCCGUGCUAUCAAGUCGCAAGGAGCAUCCCUGCGCCGUUGUCAAUGAACAUGGGGGAGAGUCUUCUUUACUACACCCUGUUGGUACCGCUUACGCUUCCAGUGGCGAUGUUCUUCAUGUUCUGGGCAUGGAUGGGCUUUCAGGCUGUGAUCAAUAACUGAAGCCAGCAUGGAUCCUGGUGGAGAAGGUGACAGGCCGACUGCUGCCAGCAGUGGACACGAAGCACUGUUGGCUGGUGUGCAGGGCUGCGAUGCUGAAGCAGCAGGUCUGGGAACAAGUGCUCUAGCCGAGGGGUUGUUGUGGGCAGCUGAUGUGGAAAUGGUGUCAGACCAGGCACCUGAGCUCCAUGGCCUUGGCAUAUCUGUGUAUAACCAGGCUGAUCUGGAACAAGGUGUUCUGCAGGAGAUGGAUCGCAUCGCCCAGCGAAAGGAGGCCGAAGAGCGUCGAAGGGCCACUGAGAAGAAGCUGCUGGCUGUACGUAAGGACAUCACUGCUUCCAGGCAACGGCUUGAGCGCCUGGAGAAGAGUGUGAGCCUGCAUCAGCUGGCCUCCAGCCACCAUGUCUCGCCAGCCAUCUUCACCAUGUGCAAGGAUAGGGAUGACAAGAUGGAGGAGCUGAGGAAGCUGGAAGCUGAGGAGAAGAGGCUGCUAGAUCUUAAAGAGGGGGAGCUUGGCAACAAUGCGAAGCUUUGUUUCGAAGGGGCACUUGGCCGAGAGGAGACUGAAGAGGAAAUGCUGAUUCGUACCGGUGAGAUGACCCCAUUUGGCACAGCUGCUGCUCUGCACACUGUGCUGCCCUCAACCAGUGCGGGUGCAAAGUUGGUGCGCCAGGUGGCACCGCCGCGGAAAAGGAAGAAGAAAGAGAAGCUGGGUACAGUGGUGCGCAGGGGAAUUCCUCGUGCACGGACAUCGUGCAACAGCUUGCUGGAUGAGGAAUUCCUUCUGGAUCCUGAAGUGAGCGACUCUGAGGAUGCUGGGCAGUCUGACGAUGAUGAUGAGUAUCGACCCGAAGAAGAAUACCUGGCCAGCGAUGACGAUGAUGAUGAUUCUUGCAAACCCUUGCCUGUCGUAAAAGAGAAGAAGGGGCGACAAGCCAAGAGGGUGACCAGCAGACGGGCCGAAGAAUCACCUAAGAAGCGUCUCAAGAAGCUCGCAGACGAUGGGAAUUAUGCGACCUACCUCAAGAGGCUCAAGAAACACCGUCAGCAGAAGCUUGUGGAGAAGCAUAGAAGAAUCAUGGAGGAUGAAGAAAAUGACUCCACUUCUGGGAGCACCGUUGAGGUGGAUGACGAAUUCCGUGUGCCCAAGGUGAUCUGGAACAAAUUGUACAGGUACCAGCAGACCGGUGUGCGCUGGCUGUGGGAGCUGCACAGGCAGGGCUGUGGGGGCAUUGUGGGUGACGAGAUGGGCCUGGGCAAGACCGUCCAGACAAUUGCCUUCCUGGCGGGCCUGAGGCACAGCCAUCUGCGCACCCCUGGCGACAGCUUCACGGGUCUGGGCCCUGUCCUGCUGGUGUGCCCGACCACUGUGAUGCAUCAGUGGGUACGCGAGUUCCACUGCUGGUGCCCCCCACUGCGUGUUGCCAUUCUGCACGAGUCGGGGUCCUUUGCUGGAACCAAGGAGUCCCUGGUUAAGCAGAUCACCAAGGAGAAUGGGGUGCUGGUCACCUCGUAUGCUGGUGUCUCCAAGCUGUCCAGGUUACUGCUCAAGCAUGACUGGCACUAUGUGGUGCUCGAUGAGGGCCACAAAAUCCGCAACCCAGAUGCCCAGACCACACUGGCCUGCAAGCAGUUUCGCACCCCUCAUCGGCUGAUCCUGUCAGGCUCACCGAUCCAGAACAGCCUGCGGGAGCUGUGGUCCCUGCUGGACUUUGUCUUUCCAGGCAAGCUGGGCACCCUGCCGGUCUUCAUGCAAGAGUUUGCUGUCCCCAUCACACAGGGUGGCUACUCAAAUGCCUCGGACGUCCAGGUGCAGACUGCGUACCGGUGUGCCAGUGCCCUGCGAGACACCAUCAAGCCGUACUUACUGCGCCGGAUGAAGGAGGACGUGCGUACUAACCUGCAGCUGCCCGACAAGAAUGAGCAGGUGCUGUUCUGCCGCUUCACGGACCAUCAACGGGCGCUUUACCAGCAGUACCUUGAUUCAGCCGACGUUGCCAGCAUCCUGGUUGGAAGGCUUCAGGUGUUUGUGGGCCUGAUAAAUUUGCGCAAGAUCUGCAACCACCCAGACCUCUACGAUGGGGGGCCGAAGGUGUUCCGUGACACGGAUGUGGCCACACUGCCCCCUGAGAUGCGUUAUGGUUUCCCUGGCCGCUCAGGAAAGAUGACUGUUGUGGAGUCCCUGCUGCGGCUCUGGAAGAAACAAGACCACCGUGUGCUGCUCUUCACACAAAGCCGCCAGAUGCUGGUGAUUCUGGAGCGCUUUGUCCAGGAGCAAGGCUACACGUACAUGGUGAUGACUGGCGCCACGCCCAUUGCUUCCCGGCAGCCAGCCAUUGCCAAGUUCAAUGCAGACCCGUCAGUGUUUGUGUUCCUGCUGACAACGCGGGUGGGUGGCCUUGGUGUGAACCUGACGGGUGCUGACCGAGUGGUCAUCUAUGACCCAGACUGGAACCCGAGCACAGACACACAGGCCCGAGAGCGUGCUUGGCGCAUUGGCCAGCGCCGGGAUGUCACCAUCUACCGCCUGCUCACGGCUGGCACCAUUGAAGAGAAAAUAUACCACAGGCAAAUCUUCAAGCAGUUCCUGACAAACCGUGUGCUGAAGGACCCAAAGCAGCGACGCUUUUUCAAGACCAAUGACCUGCAUGAGCUUUUCACACUUGCUGACGACGGCAAAAAGAAGCGUACUGAGACGAGUGCUAUCUUUGCUGGCACUGGCUCAGACAUCCGGCUCAAGAGGAAAAAGAGAAUGUUGGACUCCUCGAGGAAGGAAGGAUGUGAAAGCAUGCUCAGCUUGCAUCCCAGCAGUAGUAGAAGCGAGCGGCCUGCAGCACCAGUGGCUGUUGACACCAUGAAGAAAGCACACACUGCUGGUGAAGUUGGCAUGAAAGCAGAUUGUUGUGCGAGCAGCAGCCCAUCUGGAGGUUUGCCAUGUGCUUCGGACUCUCAAGGUUAUGCUCAGCUUCUGAGCGAAAAGAAAAUUCGGCAGAUGCGCGAGCUGGCAAGACGACUGAGCCAGAGAAUUGGCCAGGGGCCGGCCAAGAAAUCACGUGACAAACAACGCAGCAAUAGCAUCGUGGAAGGUGAGAGCAUCAACUACGUAGUCAAGAAAGCAACAUACAAGCCAGAAGUCCACCCAGAGCAGAGCCAGAAGCAUGACGAUUACGUGCUACAAAAGCUUUUCAAGAAGUCUGGCGUGCACUCGGCCAUGCGGCACGAUGUGAUCAUGGACUCUGCAGCCCCCGACUACGCCCUGGUGGAGGGUGAAGCGGAGCGGGUUGCGCAACAGGCUAUCCGGCGGCUACAAGAGUCCCGCAGACGCUGCCUGUCGGCUAUGUCGGGAGUGCCCACCUGGACAGGGCUGCACGGCAUGUCAGGGGCUCCACCCAGGCCUCGUUUUGGCCAGAAGCAAGCAACAGGUCAGGCAGCACCAGCCACAUCAUCUCAAUCAAAGCCACCCAUGAAAAAGCCAAGCUCACUUAUGUUCAAGGAAGCCAACGUCUUCACUCAAGAGGAGGCAUCAUCAACUCCUGCAUCUUCGAGCGAGCUGCUUGCUUGCAUCCGAGCUAGAAAGCCUGCGGAGUCUUUUGAACCCUUUCUGGAGACAGGGGAUGGUGAAUUUGAUGAGCUCCUCUCAGAUCUGCAGACCUUCGUGGCCUUUGGUGCAAGUGUGGAUGGGCAGGCAAGCACCAGUGAAGUGCUGGCUGCCUUCAAGGACAAAGUGCAUGGCAGGGCACCUGUGUUUAAGGCCCUGCUCAGCAAAAUCUGCGAGUUCCACAGGCAGCAAGACGGCGAGUUAGUCUGGAAGCUCCGACCUGAGUUCCGAUAGUGUCCUCGCAAAUGCCUUCGUUCCAAUGUGUGCAGAACAGAGCAGUAACAUGCAUUCUGCUGUUAAGGCUGUUUAUUCAAGCCAAUAUUGUUAUGUAGAAUACUAAAGUGCAGGUUAGGAUUUGAGUAAAUUAAACUGAAUUAGUAAGCCGUACUGCUGCCUUAGCAUAGUGGCAACAUUUUAUUGCAUAUUUUCUUAUUUAAUAAAAGACUGAAGCAUGUGCCAGUCAAAACAGGGUGGAUGUAGAAAAGCCUUGACACACACUUCAAGGAUUUCAUUCGCAAAGUGGUCAGUUGGAUGCAGCAAAAAACACCAAUAAUUCAUUGUUUGUGGGAGAAAUUAAAACCAAACACCUCUGUGUGCAUAAUAUAUGGUCAAAAAUCACAAUUGGUCGUUGUGUGUAUGCUAUGUGUAGGUACUGAAGGCUGAAUUUAUUUUUAAUUAAACAUGUAGGUUUUCUCUGCACAAUACAAGCAACCAUUUGUUGCCAUAAUGUCAGACGUGAAUUGGACAGAAAAAAUAAUACCCUCGAUUUUCCUUAUCUUGACACGGUAUAGGGAUUUCUAUGAUACCUACGAGAAUGUACUUAUGUUGCUCAAAAUCUUCUUGAAACAGAUUUUGUGCUUACUGCUGAUUCUUGCGCAAAUUUCGCAGCAAGAUCUGAUUUGGAGUCUUGCGGUUGUUCAGUGUAACACUUGGUCUUGCUACUUGGAUAAUUUUGGGGGAAAAAGUACCAUGUUGCAUUUUACAUGCUGUUGCUAAGACGUUGCUAACAUAACCUUGUGUCACCACCUUCCGGGAGCUGCAGAAAUCAUUUGGUCAGAGAUGGUCGCUGCAUGCCGCCCCCAUAUUGCCCGCUUCUCUUGAACACGUAGUGACCUUAGGGGGAGUGUGCACACCCCCUUGUUUUUCUGAAGGCACCCCCUUAAGCGACUCAUUGCCCAUAGCUGGCUUGCGGUGGAAGUCGUAACGGUGUUUAUGUAGGGGACACAUUUGAUGUCCUUUUUGCUUAGUUUUGUCUGUUCGUAAAUACGACUUUGGUCCUUGUUUAAAGUUAAGUAAUUGCUCGCAAUCUCUGUUAUGAGUAUGACGCAGAUUGUCAGACUCAUGACAAUCUUUGAAGAUUGAGAAGCCCCCCCCCCCCCCCCCCCCCCCCUAGAAAUUUAAACACCCACCUUAAAUUCCAUUCUUGGGAAAACACCUGGUCAUAACUAAAACUUGUUUGGAAGCUAGGAAAUCUCCACUCUUUUGGCAAACUCAAGACUCAUGGAAAAAUCUGGAAAGAACAGGUUUUGUACAUUUUCUCAAUCUUUCCUAACAUUCUGAUGCACACAGUUGAUAAAGUACAGGUCACGUGCAUGUGAGCAUAGCCCAUCUGCAGUGCGCAUGUAUUAUUGUCACUAUUAAACUAUUGUGCUGAGUCAUACCUAACUCAUAUUUCCAAAUCGGGAGAUAUCCAAAGCAUGUAUCAUUGUCACUAUUAAACCAUUGUGCUGAGUCAUACCUAACUCAUAUUUCCAAAUCGGGAGAUAUCCAAUUGUGUAUUUAAACCUGAAUUGUAAUGAAAUAUGUAUAGAAAACAUUUGUACACCAAAAAUUCAUGAGCGAAUCAGCUCUCUCCAGUGUUCCAGUAUGGUGUAAUUGGAUAACGAUGCUGCGUCAUAACUCAUAUGUGUUUGAAAGUUACAAAACCUCCACUCUUUUUCCAAACGCAAGACCUUCAUGAAAUAUCUGAGAAAAAAAAAAGGUUUUGUACAUGUUUCUCAAUUUUUCCCACCAUACUCAAGCCACGGCCACUGGAUAAAAAGUAAAGAUGCGGCCUGCCGCGUCAGGUGGGCUCCAAUGGAAGCGAAUGUCCCAGCCGUAGUUUCAUUCUCGGCCGUUUGGUAGCGCCGAACUGCGCUAGCGGUCGGAGGUGGGACGCGUCGGUUGGUGGACCAGCCUUUGUGUAUAUAUUGUCACAACUAAAGGCUAGCAACAGAAGAAAACGAAUUGUAGGACACGAGCAGUGACCACUGUCCUUUUCAAAGAAGACGAAGUUGGCUCGUCAUCUCUUGCGGUCUCUGAACACAGAGCUGGUUUUUGUUUCUGUCAUCCUGGUCCUGCGUCCUGCUUUUUUACGCCCUGACAAUAUAUAUAUAGCCAGUUUCCUUCAUUCUGUGUUUGGUUUUUGUUAUGGCAAUAAAGUCAUUGCCGGUGCUGCCUCGUGAUACGACCCGUGCUACAUAACACUGGCAACAUGUGUGGUUCCCGUCCAGCGCCAAGCCAAAGUGAGUCACUUGACUGAAACCACCAUCAUGGGAGGCUAGGUUUGGUGCAUACUCGUUACAAUGACGACCGCCACAACAGAAGGGCUUCAGUCUGUCAACAUCGCCUACCCCAAAGAGUGGUAGGACUAUGCGCAAGGGUUUGAGUUCUUUCUGGAGGUGCGGGACAUUACGGAAGCUGGCAAGAACAGGUCAACAUUCCUCAGCCGCUGUGGUCCCGCCACGUUUCAGUUGGUGAAGGCACUCGUGGCACCAGCCCUGCUGAAAAAUACCCCAUUCGAAACAACCCUCGCCACACUGCGAGAUCACCUUUCGCCGAAACGAAUGGAGCUUGCCAAGCGAUACGAAUUCCACCACAGCGACCAAGCACCAAGUGAGUCUGCUGCCACCUACCUCGCUGCCCUUCGAACCAUGCCACAGCACUGCAACUUCAACGCCGUCGACACUGCGCUAUGGGAUCAUUUCGUGUUCGGACUGCAGAAGGACAUGGCGAUGCGGCAACUACUGGCAAAAAAAGAGGUAUGCCUAACCAGUGCUAUCGAGGAAGCAGUCGCCGCUGAGACCAUUGCCCGGGAAGCCAGCUUACCCUCUCCCGAAAGCACAAACACGGUGCCAUUCGAGCCAUUGCUCCUAGGGUUGACGACAGUUGAUGACGGGCUAAAGACAUUCUUCGGUUACGUGUGGGCCCCGGUCAGCGAAGGGACACCAAGAGACUGGUGAGCGGCUUCUGCACCAGCUGUGGGGGCCCACACGAAUGCCUCUUGGGUCGGUUCCGUGACGAGCAGUGCCGGGCAUGUGGAAAAACUGGGCACAUUGCUAAGGUCUAGCGGUCCUAGAGGAAGCCUGACCCAGGUCGAAAUUCCGAAGGCUGGGCGCACCGUUUCAAGACAACUCCUCGCACAAACAUCUCGUACUGCGAGUCCAGGGUGUCUACCAACCGGGAAUUCUCAGGGAAUUUGAACAGUCUGGAAAAACUCAGGGAAAACUCAGGGAAUUUGUGCUUCUAUCAGGGAAAAUUAGCUGUAACUUUAUAGAAAGGGAACGAAAGUCGUGUUAAUGCUGGCUCCAGUAACAAAGGAAUCGCAACGAAUCGUCAUUGACGCCGUGUCAUCGGCACGAUGUAGUGCCAGAGUAGUUUACGACCGAUUUUCUAACGCCCGACUUUUCGGACAUGCCCGAUAAUUUGCACGGUUUUGCGGCACCACCACGUACUCCAUAUAGUCAAUGUACAUUGCCCUGACUGCAGGUCUGAAAUGGCAUUAAUCAAAGCCGCCACCGCCGCUAUUUUGAUUAUCUCGCCGCCUCGAACCGGCACUCUCGCAGGCAGAUCCGCUGGCAGCCGUAACCACCACCGCGGCAACGUUAGGCCUAGCUGCUUCUAUGUUCGCUAUUAAGCUUCUUGCCGUGCGGUGCCGUGUUUUUCAUUGAAAGAAUUCGCCGCUAUCACCAAUGGCACCGACUCCGCCUUUGUAAUCCUCGCGAUUGGCUUUGAAGCUCGCAGAGCACAGCGUGUUGCGUAAUGCCAGUCUCCGAAAGUUAGCUUCGCCUCAGUACAUUAGUGUUAGGCGGUGAAGCAUAACAAGCGUGGGAAGGGGGCAAUUGUCACGGGACACUGUAUGUAUUCCUUAAUUACACUUGCGUGCACACCGUCUCCUGUCACAGUAAAAGCCCUGAUAUGCCUAACAAGCGUACUGGCAGGCCUUCAGAGCUUUUUCAGACGUGCCUGUGGUAAUUUUAGCCCCUAAAGGCAGUUAAAGACAUGCAUUAAUUUUUUUUCACACUGCCCGUUUUUUUUUCAAUUUUUUUUGCGGCCCCUCGGAAGUCUGAAAAAUCAAAUGUUGACUGUACAACUGAACAAGAGGGUGCUUCAGAUGAUCCAUGUGGUGAGAGCACGGUAGAAUGAGGAUGAGAACAGAAAGGACCGACGCACUGAGGAAUUAACGGGAAAGGAAGGCUGCGGCCGCCUUUUUGAAGGAGCUUGAGCUAAAGUAAGUGUUGGCUGACGCUGAGACACAGGUGUCCCUCAUCCAAACCAAAAUAAAUUGUUUAAGCAGUGAAACCCAACACUGAGAUGCUGUGUACGGGCUGAGAGUGUGUCAGGACAGUUGAGGUUGACUUCCCAGCUGCUGAGAGAGAACCUUAGUUGUGACAAACUUCAGGACCUCAUACAGAUGAGCUUGCUAUCAGUUGAUAGAAAUAGCUGAUAUUAAAAAAUAUUUACUUAUGUAUGCAUCUCCUUUUCAUUCGUAUUUGAAAAUGUUCGGCCACCUGCGUAGAAACCUACGUUAGUGCGAGGGGCCUCACCUGCUUGACGGAGAAGUCCAAGCUCCUAAGGGUGUGGCGAGGCAAACAAAAUCGAACGGUCCCUACAAGCGAUGAGCUCAGCCUCAACGUAUACCUCGCGGGACAACGCAUUCCGGAGAAGACCACCAUUCGGAUCCUGGGGAUGUGGCUUCAGUCCAAUCAACGGUGCAACCAUACUCUGACACUGCUGAAGACUGCCACCAUGCAGGUAGCCCGUAUGAUCAACAGAGUAUCUAGCAAGAGACACGGUAUGAAGGAGAGCGACACACUUAGGCUAGUCACGAGCCUCGUGGUUAGCAGAGUGGUGUAUAGCCUUCCCUACCACAAAUGCAUCAAGCAAGAAGAAGAACAAGCGGACGCCAUACUGCGAAAGGCGUACAAAACUGCGCUUCACCUGCCGCAGUGCACAUCGACCGAGAAACUGCUGGCCCUGGGACUGCACAAUACCUUCAGUGAACUAAGAGAAGCACUACUAUGCUCUCAAUCACGUAGGUUGAUGCAGACCCCCACCGGAAGGGUGCUCCUGCGAAGAUACGGCGGCGGCAACAUGAUCCAAGAGAUCGAGCGUACCGAGGCCAUUCCGGACAAGUAUCGCAGUACACUGCGAGUCGCACCGAUACCCAAGAAUAUGGACCGGAACCUGCACAAGGCGCGUAGAGAAGCAAGAGCAGAGUACGUGCAGAGAACCUUGGCGAACAAGGACAACACAAGGUAUACGGAUGCGGCAACGUUUGUCAAAGACGGAAGACACAACAGCAGAGCAGUGGCGUCGGUGGUUAAUUCGGACCUCAAGGAGAUCACCAGCGCAUGCCUACAGGACUGCACGGUAGUCGAGACCGAAGAGGCAGCUGUGGCUCCGGCAGCACUGGAGGGCUAUCGAUCUGGCAGGUCCCUAACAAUAAUAACAGACUCUUAAGCAGCAUACUCUGCACGCCACAUACUCUGCUCAUGCGACCCGGGAAACAAAGUUCAGCAUACCAUAAUCAGUACCAGGGCACACUGGCAUAACAGGGAACGAAGAGGCGGAUAGGAUAGCUCGAGGGCAUACCAACCAGGCGUCCGACACAUCCAGCCUUGAGGAACCCGAGUCAGUACCCAUGGGCUACUCAGAUAUCCUAAAUUAUUAUAAAGGGGUCAGACUGAAGUUCCCACCCCCGGAUAAGGAUCUAAGCAGAGAGGAUGCUGUUGCAUGGCGACAACUGCAGACGGGUACUUUCCCGAAUCUAAACAUUCUCAAUAAAAUUUUCCCUACACAAUAUGAGGCUAAGUGCCCAUGGUGCGGAGAGAAACCAGAUCUAUACCACAUAUCAUGGGCCUGUCCAAAUAUAGAGUCCCCAACUAUCUAUAAAAUUAAAAGCCCGAGUGCGGAACAGUGGGAGAGUAUGCUUUCCAGCGUAAGCUUGAACGGCCAAAAGCGCCUAGUAGAGCUCGCUCGCGAGCUGGCCAUACUCAGUGGAGCCUUGGACUAGGCCACCAACCCUGUGAUUGCAGACAGAAGAAUCUAUCAGAAGAUGGAAGAGGCCGUCUGAAGCCGCGAAAAUCUCUUUUCUAGAGCCUAAUAAAUGUUUUCCGAUCCGAUCCGACUGAAUUUGGAAUGGGCUUUACCAUUUCUUUCGCUGUGCAUUUUACUAACACCUUCCUUCUGUUUUCUUCUUAAAUAAAAUAGAUAUUACUCCUUACUA
Molecule: messenger RNA, 10429 nt
Organism: Dermacentor andersoni
Lineage: Eukaryota; Metazoa; Arthropoda; Arachnida; Ixodida; Ixodidae
Product: DNA excision repair protein ERCC-6-like
Biological process (GO): transcription-coupled nucleotide-excision repair
Cellular component (GO): nucleus
Molecular function (GO): ATP-dependent activity, acting on DNA; ATP binding
Source: RefSeq, a predicted model, not a curated record